Molecule: messenger RNA, 531 nt
Organism: Helianthus annuus (common sunflower)
Lineage: Eukaryota; Viridiplantae; Streptophyta; Magnoliopsida; Asterales; Asteraceae
Product: pathogenesis-related protein PRMS-like
Exons: 1
Coding region: 1-531 (176 amino acids)
Cellular component (GO): extracellular region
Source: RefSeq, a predicted model, not a curated record
AUGAAAUUGAAACAGACCGAAAAGUUGAUUCUUACAUAUCUUGUGAUUAUUUUGGUGGUAGCAAACGCCACACCCCAAGAUGAUAAAGAAUUUCUUGAGAUGCAUAAUAAGGCGCGUGUCCAGGGAGGCCUGCCACCAUUUACCUAUGAUCAAACACUCGCUGGUUUUGCAAACAAGCAUGCAUUAUCCCAUGCUCGUGAUUGCGCUUUAAGACACUCAGACGGACCCUACGGUGAAAACCUAUUUUGGGGUAGUGCUGCUAAGUCCCUCAAAUGGGCUCCCAAGGACGCUGUCUAUGCUUGGAUGAAAGAACAAAAGUAUUAUAAUAAGAAAACCAAUACGUGUAUGCCUGGACAAAAAUGUGGCCAUUACACACAAAUUAUGUGGCGAGACACUAAAAAAAUCGGUUGUGCAAAGUCUAAUUGCAAUGGAAAAAGUACUUAUAUGGUAUGCGAGUAUCAACCCGCUGGAAAUUACGAGGGUCUUUCCCCUUUUGACAAGCAUGACCCGUCUAUGUACACUCAAACUUAG